AUGAUGAGCGAGUUCAAACGAGAUUAUACCCCAGUUGGUAAGGGCACAAACGUGUCUGAAUCCAACCCUGGUUCGUAUCGGGUGCAAGCCCUGGUCGCCAGUGGCAGCCCCUCGGAUUCUGGGGAGGGCAAGAACCGCGAAGUUGUGGGCGUUGGUAGAGGAGCGCGUAGUGAAAGGGGAGGUAAGAACGGGCCCGGGCUGGGGAAGUCUCAGCUUCCUUUUCCUCGGGUUAUUGUCCAGAGGGGGCAGGGAGGAAAGGUGGGUCUGUUGGAGAUGCAGAGGUUGGAGCGGGAGAGGGAGAGGGCACUGAGGGAGCGGAGACCUAGAAGUGGGGAAACGCCCGCUAAGCUCGAUUCGACUGCCAUCCGGAGCAGGUCUGACUCCGGGAAGGAGGUCUCCUCGAACCAAUUUUCCUCGAUGGAAUACAUCGAGGCGAGUGGCAAGAGGACGAUCCCUCCUUCGGAUCUGCUUCUCCCGGACUGGCAUAAGAACAAAAAGGGCCGUACUAGCGGAGACAAGGGGACGCAGGAGGAUGGUGAAGCAGCUGGAAAAAGUGAGACAGGAGAAGGAAAGGAUGAAGACUCCACAGUCAUUGAAAAGGGAGGGGAAGACAGUAGUGAAGAGGAAGUGGAGGAGGAGGUUGUGGAAAAUAAGGGGGGAGAUGGAAAUCAAGAUAAGAUUUAUAGUGAAGAUCGAAGGGUGCAGCAGGUAAUGUUGGCGAAUGCAAGGAGAAAGGAGGAGAGGAUGAGAAGUAGGGAGUUGGAGCUGGCGGAAAGGGAGGUGGACUAUCUUGCGAGUAUGCACGACAUCUCGCAGGAUCUUGUACACCACAUGGCCCUUGAGACCUCUAAGAUCCCUAAAAUGGCUGCGGCACAGGUGAGCGUGAGGGUGAGUGCCCUGCAGAAGCUUGUGUCCGGCCUCGUUGCGGAAAACUGCGCCCUGAAAGCGAGACUGGAGGAGAAGGAAAGGGUCGAGGAGCAGUUAUGGGCCCAGAUGAAGGAGGUGUGCUCGCGAGGGGAGGUCGUUGUGAAUCAGCCAGAACCCCGCGUGCAAGAGGAGGAGGAAAGGACCCCAGUGAAAAGGAGUUUUGCGGUCGUGGUGAGAGGAAAGGGCCUGAAGGAGGGAAAGGACGUUCAGAGUAAACUGGAACGUGUGGAGAAGGGCAUGGGCUUCAAGGUCAAAGGAGUAAGGAGCUUGAAAGAGGGUAGGGUGCUGGUGGAACUAGCGGAUGAGGCGGAGAGAAAGAGUAUGCUUGAGGACCGGCGUCUCAGAGAGGCGGGCUUGAGAGUGGAGAAGCCGAAAACUUUUUCACCGCUCGUCCUUAUCCGCGCCGUGCCGAAAGGCAUGAAAGAUGAUAAGCUGCUGGAUGAGGUGUACAUUCGGAACCUGAAGGAAGAGGUUGAUGCGGAAGAGAUGGAAAGAACAAUGAGGGUGAAGUUUAGGAUAGGGGCAAGAUCCAGGGAGAAGGAAGGAGUUGUGCUGGAGGUGUCGCCGAGGAUUCGGCAGGCACUUCUGGGAACGGGCAGCGAGGCUCGGCUGUACAUCGGGAUGAGGGUGUAUUUUGUGGAGGCGUUCGAAAGGGUCUCGCGUUGCUUCGGUUGCUACGGUUUUAACCACCGGGCAGCCGAAUGCAAGAGGGGCAAACUCUGCAGCAGGUGUUGCAAAGAAGGACACCUGGCUGCAGAUUGCCGCGAGCAGGAGGAGUGCGGGAACUGCAGGGAGAAGAGGAAGGACUGUAGGCACUCCGUGCUCUCACGGACCUGUCCAGAAAUGCUGCUGCGCCUAGAAAGAUGGAAGGAGAGGGUGAAGGAAUGA
Molecule: messenger RNA, 1815 nt
Organism: Trichogramma pretiosum
Lineage: Eukaryota; Metazoa; Arthropoda; Insecta; Hymenoptera; Trichogrammatidae
Exons: 1
Coding region: 1-1815 (604 amino acids)
Molecular function (GO): zinc ion binding; nucleic acid binding
Source: RefSeq, a predicted model, not a curated record